CAGAGGGGGGAAAGAGGAGGAGGAUCCGGAGGAGGAGGAGGAUUCGGAGGCUCCGCAUCCCUGAGCCAUGGAGGCCAUCUGGCUCUACCAGUUCCGCCUCAUCGUCAUCGGCGACUCCACGGUGGGCAAGUCCUGCCUCAUCCGCCGCUUCACCGAGGGCCGCUUCGCCCAGGUCUCCGACCCCACCGUCGGCGUGGACUUCUUCUCCCGCCUGGUCGAGAUCGAGCCCGGGAAGAGGAUCAAGCUCCAGAUCUGGGACACCGCCGGGCAGGAGAGGUUCCG
Molecule: messenger RNA, 282 nt
Organism: Anolis carolinensis (green anole)
Lineage: Eukaryota; Metazoa; Chordata; Lepidosauria; Squamata; Anolidae
Gene: gsk3a
Product: glycogen synthase kinase 3 alpha
Biological process (GO): negative regulation of TOR signaling; protein phosphorylation; insulin receptor signaling pathway
Cellular component (GO): cytoplasm; cytosol; nucleus
Molecular function (GO): protein serine/threonine kinase activity; ATP binding
Source: RefSeq, marked validated